Messenger RNA from Colletotrichum phormii, 728 nucleotides. RefSeq lists its product as uncharacterized. The record is from RefSeq and is a predicted model, not a curated record. NCBI's taxonomy places the organism in Eukaryota, Fungi, Ascomycota, Sordariomycetes, Glomerellales, Glomerellaceae. Bases 55 to 561 code for a protein of 168 amino acids. The transcript has a single exon.
GCGCCCCCAGCAGCACUAAAAGUCUGCCGAGUGUUGCAAGCCCGCUUUUGUCGGAUGGGACAAGCUGGGAAAAAAACUCUGUCUUUUUUUUUUUUUUUUUUUUUUUUUUUUGCGUGCAGCAACAUGCAAAUAGGUACAGUAUGGCAGACAGACGCGCGACACGAACAGAAAAAAAAAAAGGGUAUUUUGCGGGAAUCUGGACACUUGCAGCGUGGGUACUUUUUUACCUUACGCAAGUUUUUUGCUCGGUCAUGGCAUCAAGGCCCCCCUCCCCCCAGGGAAGUUCCCGAAUGGGUCCCAUUAGGAAUUACACCAAAGGAAGAGAGACCCCCAGAAAAAAGCAGGGCAAAUGGAGACGUUCCGCGGCGGAACGUGUGUCGACGUGUGGAGCAUCUCGCGCGGGAUCCAGCGACGAGCAUCAUUGUGCUCCAGCUGAGCUCCAUCUGGCGACAUGUCGAAAACCUCGGCCUGGCCCUUGUGUUUGUGACGGCAGAUAUUCGGCAUCUGGUAUUAGGAGGUGGACGAGAGAAUCAGAGCAUCAGGAAGCACGAGAAGAGGUAAAGUAAUCGGAAAGACAAUGGCCCAGAUCCAGGACCAGCUUUGUUGGACCAACUUUGGUCGCCAUACAACAGCAGACCACCUCAACCAGGGGUCCUGCAAGUGUUGCGAUUCCAGCACGUCUUGUCCAUGUAAUUUGGACGUAAUGGACGUGGAGUUGCCGAUCCACC